AUGCCGAAAUUUCUGCACGUUCUACAAUCGCUGUGGAAUUGGAGAUUCGAUUCUGAUGAGGAUUUCUCCCAUCCACCAUCGACUCCGAUCAUCGCGGUCAUUCCGCCCGUGGACAUUCCUCAGAAGAUCACCAUAACCGAAGAAGUCAAACCCAGGAAACCCCAAAAAGUUAAGAAUGCCCGCAAAUUACCGGACAUGACGUGGCUGGUGGCAUGGCUGGGAACUUCCUUCCAGUACUUGAAGGGGAAAAUCGGAUGGAGGAGCGCCCCGGGCACCGCCAGCGAGUUCCAGAACAUGCUGUCGUCCAACGAUCAAAAGUCUAGCAACACCGGCGAGAAACCGGCAGACGGAUUGUGUCACAUCUCCCAGAGCCCCUUCAGGAUAUUGCGAGUGGCCGAAAGUGGAAACUUAGAGGUUUUCCAACGCCUGUACUAUGCGGAUCCGACUCGCUUGGUGAUCCGCGAUAGCAGAGGGAGGACCCCAAUUCACCAGGCAGCCUCCAGGAACAGGGUUAACAUAUUACAGUUUAUCGUAGAUCAAGGAGGAGAUUUAAACGUUCAAGAUAACGCAGGGUGUACACCAUUACAUGUAGCUGUUGAGCAUGAUUCUUUAGAUGCUGUAGAUUUCCUACUGCAGAAGGGAGUGAAAACGGACAUCUUAAAUGAAAAAAACCAAGCGGCAAUUCACCUGGUGACGGAGCUUAACAAGGUGGCAGUUUUGGAGGUAAUGGGCCGUCAUAAAGAGAAAAUUGACAUACAGCAAGGCGGCGAACACGGCAGAUCCGCUCUUCACAUAGCCGCCAUUUACGACCACGAGGAAUGCGCCAGAUUGCUGUUGACGGAAUUCGGAGCAUCACCGAAGAUACCAUGCAACAACGGCUACUACCCGAUACACGAGGCGGCGAAGAACGCUUCAUCGAAGACACUGGAAGUGUUCCUGCAAUGGGGCGAGUCGAAGGGCUGCAGCAGACAGCAGAUGAUAUCCUUCUACGACUCGGAAGGCAACGUCCCGUUGCACUCAGCCGUGCACGGCGGCGACAUCAAAGCCGUCGAAUUGUGCAUCAAGUCCGGCGCGAAGAUCUCCAUCCAGCAGCAGGACCUCUCGACGCCGGUGCACCUGGCGUGCGCGCAGGGCGCCACCGAGAUCGUCAAGAUGAUGUUCAAGAUGCAGCCGGAGGAGAAGCUGGCCUGUCUGUCGUCCUGCGACGUGCAGAAGAUGACGCCGCUGCAUUGCGCCGCCAUGUUCGAUCACCCGGAGAUCGUCGACUACCUGGUGAGCGAGGGCGCCGAUAUGAACGCCAUGGACAAGGAGCGCCGGUCGCCGAUGCUGCUGGCGGCGCUGCGGGGCGGCUGGAGGACCGUUCAUAUGCUCAUCAAGUUGGGCGCUGAUAUAAACAUUAGAGAUAUCAAUAAAAGGAAUUUGCUUCAUUUGGUCGUGAUGAACGGAGGUAGAUUAGAGAAAUUUGCGUCUGAAGUAAGUGAGGCGAAAUCGAAGGAAAGCCUGCUGCAGCUGCUCAACGAGAAGGACAUCAACGGCUGCUCCCCGUUGCACUACGCCAGCCGCGAAGGACACAUCAGGAGCCUGGAGAAUCUCAUCCAGCUCGGCGCCUGCAUCAAUCUCAAAAACAACAACAACGAAAGUCCCUUGCACUUCGCAGCCAGGUACGGUCGUUACAACACGGCGAAGCAAUUAUUGGAUUCCGAGAAGGGAACUUUCAUAAUAAACGAAAGUGACGGGGGCGGCCUGACGCCCUUGCACAUCGCCUCGCAGCAAGGACACACCAGGGUCGUUCAAUUGUUGCUUAACAGGGGCGCCCUGUUGCACAGGGACCACAACGGCAGGAAUCCGCUCCAUUUGGCCGCCAUGAACGGCUACACGCAAACCAUCGAGCUCCUGCUGUCGGUGCACUCGCAUCUCCUCGACCAAACCGACAAAGACGGGAACACAGCGCUGCAUUUGGCUACAAUGGAGAACCAACCGAACGCCAUAGCUUUGUUGCUAUCAGUUGGUUGUAAGAUUUGCUACAAUCAAAUGGACAUGAACGCUAUCGAUUACGCUAUUUAUUAUAAAUAUCCGGAGGCUGCGUUGGCGAUGGUUACUCAUGAGGAGAGAGCGAACGAAAUUUUAUGCAUGAGUUCCUCCAAAUACCCUUGCGUUACUCUUGGACUAAUCGCUACCAUGCCGAGGGUAUUCGAAGCGGUUCAGGACAAGUGCAUAACGAAAGCGAAUUGCAAGAAGGACUCCAAAUCCUUUUACAUAAAGUACAGUUUCUCCUGCCUGCAACGUUCGGUUACAUCCGGAGAUGAGACGACGCUGACCAAACCGCAUCCUUUGCCCGCUCUGAACGCUAUGGUAAUGCACGGCAGAGUGGAGUUGCUGGCUCAUCCUCUCAGCCAAAAGUACCUGCAAAUGAAGUGGAACUCGUACGGGAAGUACUUCCAUUUGGCCAACGUGACUUUCUACAGUUUCUUCUUGGCUUUCAUCACUUGCUUUUCGUCGCAGCUGAUGUUGCAGCAGCGUAACGAGGGCGGCGUGAACAUCACAGCGAACAUGAGUCACGCUGAAUACGUACGACGCAGCAAAGAACUAAUAUUAGACAUAGACAUCAGCCCGAUUAUGUACAUAAGCGCCCUAGGCAUCCUGGUGUACAUCGGCAUAAACAUCUUCAGGGAAAUCCUGCAAAUCUACCAACAAAAAUUCCUCUACUUCAUGGAACCGAUCAAUCUGGUAGCGUGGCUGCUGUACGUGUCCGCGCUGAUCAUGGUCCUGCCGAUAAUAUUCAGGAGCAACUUGUACGACCUGCAGCUAUCCUGCGCCUCGUUCACCGUAUUCCUCAGCUGGUUCAAUCUGCUGCUGUUGCUGCAACGAUUCGACCAAGUCGGCAUCUACGUGGUCAUGUUCCUGGAGAUCCUGCAGACUCUCAUCAAAGUGCUGAUGGUCUUCUCGAUACUGAUCAUUGCGUUCGGCUUGGCGUUUUACAUUUUGCUGUCUCGGGGCGAGCAUUUGUCCUUCAAGACGAUUCCGAUGUCGUUGAUCAGGACGUUUUCGAUGAUGCUGGGCGAGAUCGAUUUCCUGGGGACGUACGUUAAACCUUACUACAUGACGAAUGAUGAGGAAAGAUCCUUUCUGCCGUUUCCUUUGCCCGCUUUUCUUAUUCUAGGAUUGUUUAUGGUGUUGAUGCCCAUUCUGUUGAUGAAUCUCCUCAUUGGUUUGGCUGUUGGUGAUAUCGAAUCGGUAAGGAGAAAUGCACAGUUGAAGAGAUUGGCUAUGCAGGUGGUGUUGCAUACGGAGCUCGAAAGGAAACUUCCCAGUUUCUUGUUAGAGAGAGUGGACAAGAUGGAAAUCAUCGAAUAUCCGAACGAUACGAAAUGCAAAGUGGGUUUUUUGGAUAUAAUACUGCGAAAAUGGUUCGGAAAUCCGUUUUCGGACGAUUCUAUCGAAAUGGCAUUGGACAGUACCGAAGACUACGUGGUUGCCGAAUUGGAGAAAACCAAAAGGAAACUGAGAGAUAUAUCCAACGCUCUGGAAACCCAACAGCAAUUUCUCCGUCUCAUUGUGCAGAAAAUGGAGAUAAAAACGGAGGCGGACGACGUAGACGAAGGCAUAUCGAGCACGAAUCCGGUGAGCGGCGGCGGCAGCAAAUGGACAUCGCCGAAAAUCAGAAAAAAAUUGAGAUCCGUCAUAAGUUUCACCAACAAGGGCAACACUUAG
Molecule: messenger RNA, 3711 nt
Organism: Phyllotreta striolata
Lineage: Eukaryota; Metazoa; Arthropoda; Insecta; Coleoptera; Chrysomelidae
Source: the annotation of a GenBank genome assembly